UGUUCGGUUCGGGACAGGAGUAUUCUUUCGGAUAAUAAAAAACAAAUAGGAUCCCCAGCAAAUAUGUCUCUUAAAUACUUAUUUAUUGCAUCUGCCAUGAUGAUCGCUAUCUGUGGUGCUGAUGUGUCGGAAAUUAAGGCGGCUAAAGUGGAUCUGCCUUUCAAUGACUUACUGCCACCUUUGCUGGAUGAAUCGAGCACCACCACGACUACUACAACUGUGAGGCCCAUCACAACGUUGGCCACAAAGCCCACCAAGAAAUCCUAUUACCAGAAGCCAGCUCAACUGGCCAAGGAGGACAAAUCGAAGGCCAUCGCCAGCAAACCGGAAGUGCAGCAACUGCAUCUGGAUCUGCUGCCACCAUUCGAAGAUGAGGCCAAGCCAGCGGAGGAGAAGCCUCAGACGGAGGUGAAAACUACGCCAAAACCUGUGAUUCAGGUCACCCAGCCGGCAGUGGAUAGGGUUGCUCUUCCGGCUGUUCCCAAGGUCACUCCCCAGGCUGCUCCCCGCCCACACUACGCGGUUCAACCAGCGCCAGCUCCCCGCCCACAGUACUCCAUUCAUCCUGCCCCUCAAGCCGUGCAAACCAGCCAUGCCCCUGUUCCAGGAAGCGGGUUCCAGUCCCGAUUCUCCAACUACUUCCUCACCAGCACCGUUCGACCCAGACGCGGACCUUUGCCCACGAUCACUCCUUUCCCGCGCUUCGUCAGGCUGUAGGAAUCCAUUUAAUUAGAUUAGAUAAGCUACCAUUCAAAGGCCAAGUCAAGACAUCAAAUAAAUAAGAUACGACACACACUGAGAUAAUGAGUGGAAACUAUGCGGUAUUGUUUAAAAUCGAUGUUGAAGCAUGAAGCUCACAACAAAAUAUUUGAAGAUUUUAAAUGUUGACGGAUUUAUGAAUGCAUAAAAGUGAGCAUUUUGGACCACAGAAGAAUAGCCAUCUGUUGGUAUCUGCCAAGUCAGGUUAUUUAUUUUUAGUUGACACCUUUGUGUAGGAAUUAAUCUGGGCGGAGCUAACCAGAUUACAUAAAUUAGUAAUUAUUCAGAAUAUUUUUGUAUAAUUCCCAAUAAUCAAGCAGCUUAAGAAGAACAUAAAUACCCUGAAUUCCUAAGUACUUUAAAUAAAAAAGUGGAGUGUGAAAAAAUAUAUUUAAUAAAUUGUGAAUAAUGUAUUGAAAGAAA
This is a messenger RNA of Drosophila subpulchrella, 1182 nucleotides long. Its product is annotated as extensin. The transcript is spliced from 2 exons. The coding region runs from base 64 to 717 and encodes 217 amino acids. NCBI's taxonomy places the organism in Eukaryota, Metazoa, Arthropoda, Insecta, Diptera, Drosophilidae. The record is from RefSeq and is a predicted model, not a curated record.